This is a messenger RNA of Melitaea cinxia (Glanville fritillary), 642 nucleotides long. RefSeq names its product protein transport protein Sec61 subunit beta (gene Sec61beta). Gene Ontology annotation, biological process: intracellular protein transport. The transcript is spliced from 3 exons. The record is from RefSeq and is a predicted model, not a curated record. Gene Ontology annotation, cellular component: Sec61 translocon complex. Lineage: Eukaryota; Metazoa; Arthropoda; Insecta; Lepidoptera; Nymphalidae. Bases 177 to 470 code for a protein of 97 amino acids.
UCGUCGACGUGUCAACUUCACAAUACGCGUUGCCGAGUUGAUCGCCAACUCGAUGGUAGUAGCGUUUAUUAUUUCUAUAAGAACUGUCUUCUAUUCUAUUAAGAACAACUUGCUUUACAAGUUGUAUCCAAAAUCUUUAUAAAAGUUUUUAUUAUUUAGCCUGAUAUAACACUGAAAUGCCAGCCGCACCAAGUUCGACGUCGGUGGGAUCAGGAGGUCGUUCGCCAAGCAAGGCGAGUGCUGCUCCUCGCUCCUCCAGUGGUGGCACUGUAAGGCAGCGUAAAACCACUACAACAACUACUGCGGCCAGAAAUCGUACUACGGGCGCUGGAUCAGGGGGAAUGUGGCGUUUUUACACUGAUGAUUCUCCUGGUGUCAAAGUAGGUCCAGUUCCUGUAUUGGUUAUGUCUCUGCUAUUCAUUGCCUCAGUAUUUAUGUUGCAUAUUUGGGGAAAAUACACGAGAGCAUAAAAAUAUUUUACAAUGAUUUUAUGUAAUAAGGUAUUAAUUAUAAUUCUAAAAUAAGAGAGUGCAAGGAUAUGAUAUAAAUGUGCUUUUAAUAUACAUGAAAGUGUCUAGUUUUAAAUUUGAAUAAUUUAUUUGUUUAUUUUGUUUACUGAAAUAAAUAUAAGUAGUUAAAGUA